Messenger RNA from Cryptomeria japonica (Japanese cedar), 1746 nucleotides. Its product is annotated as high mobility group B protein 13. The transcript has 12 exons. Gene Ontology annotation, molecular function: DNA binding. The record is from RefSeq and is a predicted model, not a curated record. NCBI's taxonomy places the organism in Eukaryota, Viridiplantae, Streptophyta, Pinopsida, Cupressales, Cupressaceae. The coding region runs from base 145 to 1365 and encodes 406 amino acids.
AUAGCCCUAGGUGAAAACUGAAGUUCAUACCCGUUGUACCAUCGCAGUCGGAAGAGCGAAUUUUAAAAUAGCAGCGGCAGGACGCAUGAAGAUUUACAAGCAGGGUUUAGAAGCAGUACCUAUUUGUCGGAGCUGCAAGAAAAUAUGAAAGCAACAGUAACUAGCGGAGGCAUUUUUCAGAGAGUUUAUAAGAAUGUGGCGAAGCUUAUUCAGUCGGGGGAGGAGGAGGUCGAUGUGACGGCAUUGCGGAGCAGCCUGCAACAGCUGAAGCUCGAAAAGGAGAGGACCGAUGUGCUAUUGAAGCGGAGGGAAACUCGCCUCAGCUCUCGUCAAACGGUUAAGCCCUUCACCCCUCUCCUGAGGGAUCCUUUGGACAAGUUCCUGCUUCGUGCUUCGGGAAGAUCCAAGAAGCACAAUGCCACAUUUCCUUCGCCAUAUAAACUGUGGUUCCGUGACCACUGGAAUCGGGUCAAAGCUGAGAAUCCAAAUAUUUCAUCCAGGGAUUUGAUGGUGAUAUUGGGAGAAAAAUGGAAGGCUGUGAGUGCAGAAGAGAAGAAACCAUAUGAAGAGAAAUGCGAGUCUGAAAAUAAAGUUCAUGAGCAAGAGAAACGUGAGAUUAAAGCGUUAAAGAUUCUUCAUGAGCAAGAGAAACAAAAGGCAGCACUUGAUCUUCUGCAGCAGUAUGUCCAAUAUAGGAAGGAUGCAGAUGCAAAUGAAAAAAGUAAGAGGAGAGAGAAAGAUUCAGCAAAGCCAAAAAAGGCAAUAACUGCAUAUAUUGCAUUCUGCAAUGAACGCCGUGCAGCACUUCUUGCAGAGAUGCACGAUGGUAGGGAGAUUUUAAAAAUGUUGGGGAGGGAAUGGAAGAACAUGAGCAGAGAAAAGCGUUAUCCAUAUGAACAGAUUGCUGCAGAAGCAAAAGAACAUUAUGAACGUGAGAUAGAGAUGUAUAAGCAAAAGAAGAAUGAGGAAGCAAAUUCAAUUUUCAUGCAAGAGGAGGAGUGGAGAAAAGUAGAAAGAGAGCAAGCACUGAAGCUUUUGAAGAAAAAGGAAAAAGAAGAUAUACUAAGAAAGGGAAAAGAUAUACAAGGAAAGACUGUAGAUGAAAAGAAGCAGCAGAAAGAGAAAAGUACUGAUCCUAACAGACCAAAGAAACCCCCAACAUCAUAUAUUCUUUUCAGAAAUGAGACAAGGAAAAAUCUACUCCAUACAAGGCCUGGCAUCAGCAGCAAAACCAUUGAUGCACUUAUUUAUAUCAAGUGGAAGGAACUGGGAGAUGCAGAAAGGCAAAUGUGGAAAGAUCAGGCAUCAAGCGCCAUGGUACAAUACAAAAGGAAGAUAGAAGAAUACAAUAAAAAAAUGGAGUAGCAAAUAAAGCAACUUGAAAUCUUUUUUAAGGAUUCAUCAAGAACUGCCACUGGAAAACCCUACACCAACCAUUAUAACAUCGUGAUUUGCAUAUUUUCAAAACAAGCAAAGGUUGCUUUGAUUACUUAAGGCUGAAUGUAUUAAAUAUUUUUAGCUUUUGUGGAACAUGUCAGUUUAAUUCCAGGCAGGCAAAAGAAAAAUGAGAUCUACUUUGAUCAAGAGUAAAUGAGACUGGACCACAACAUUGUGGUUAGUCAUUUUUGAAACAAAGGGUACAUUGAUCCCUUAUAGUGGAUACAUGUUCAAUCUUUAUAGUUGAACAUGUCAGUUUUGGUUGAACUUUUCUAAAUCUUGGCUAAUCUUUAUUCAUUGAAUAAUCUU